Molecule: messenger RNA, 3221 nt
Organism: Psylliodes chrysocephalus
Lineage: Eukaryota; Metazoa; Arthropoda; Insecta; Coleoptera; Chrysomelidae
Source: the annotation of a GenBank genome assembly
CCAAAACGUCAAAUGGUUGGCGUUUGACAAACAACUGUGAAGAUAUUUGCCAAAUAACUAAAAAAUGCUGAAUUGAAUUAGAUGUUUUGAAUAUGUGUGAGACACAGAGCGAUAUUCUUGCUGAAUUUACAUUAAAAAAUCAAGAUAAUACAGUUUGUGUAACGUGUAUCAGCAGCAGAUCAUUUAUUCGAACAAAAAUAUCCUCAAAGCAGUUUUUCUCAUCCGAACAGAGCGCAUCCGAAGAGGAUAAUCAAAUUGAAGAGGAUCUGAGCACAAUUUACGAAACUUUGACCAUACAAAACGUAAAUGCCAAAUCAGAAGAAAUCGAACAAGAGGGCGUGAGUUGCUAUUGCAGCGCUUCGCACACUGACAAUCUAUCGACCGACGAGCACGAAAGCCUACGGGAAGCCCACAACGCACCGCCCAGGGGCCUCCAACAAAGCGACAGCGGCACGGAUCUUACCGAGCAGUUGAUUCACGAUAUCGAUUCCGAUUGGAACAAGUUUUGGUCAUUGAACGGCGAGAAGCUCAUAUGGGAGAGCUGGAUCGACAAAUACAGCCACUAUAUCAAUCCCGAUUAUAUGCCUUACGUUCAAAAGAAAGUCGUGGAUGAAUACAGUCUGUUAGAUAAAUGUAACGACGACCCGUUCAUUUGCAAUCCCAAGAAGUUCACGUUCAACGAAAAGGAAUUGCAAACGUUCAAUACCGACCUCCAACAAGCCUGUCUUAAACAAUUAGAAAAGGAGCCCACGAAAAAAGAAAGGAUCCAAUUGCUGCGCACACUGUCUGGAAGCGACGAGAAGAUCUCGGCGGAAAUAUCGGAGGGCUGGAAUCCCCUGUCGCCGUUUAGCGCUGACGAUGAGACUGAAGCCGAAAGAUUAUUAACUUCCAGAUGUUGUUCCCGAACCAGCAGUUCCUUAAAAACCAUCGAUUCCAUAACUAACGUAACCCGUAUGACCGUUUCCUCGUUGGACUUGAGCAACAGCACGCCCAGCUCAGAAAGCUUCUCUUCCGUCAGUUCGGUGAACAGUUCUGUUAGCUCGGAGGAGUCCGAAGAGGACUAUCAGCACCAGUGGAACGUGCUGUGGAAGAAACACUACGAAGACCAGUAUUUGGAGCAAUACAACAAGUUUAUCCAGUCCGUGAUCGGCGUCGUAGCCUCAGAUUCUCACAAUUCGAUUUCAGAUUACAAGACCAGCGAGAUGAGUAACAGCGAUAUAACUUUAGAACCGGGGAUUCCCGAUAGCAGGGACGCGAAACGGUCUAUGUCGGAAUCAAAAUCCUUGGACACGGACGAACCGAACGUGUCGCAAUGCGACACAUCCAGCGACGAGGAGAGCAAAGAGGAAAAUACCAUUUACAAGGAAAUGAUCGCCAUGGGACUCCCGGUCGCGUUCGGGGUUUCCUCCUCGCCCAAUACGUCGAUGACGUUCCAGGAAGCGACGAAUACACGCGAUCAAAGCUCAACUUCGAAGUCGGACUUCAAUUCGGGCAGGAACAGGAUCAAGUCGGCGUUCAACUUAAUCGGCUUGGAGUUUCAAGAACUAGCAGGCGAAUCGUUUUCGGGCGACGUAAGCUACAAGAUGAAACACAUCAGGCAGCAGAACAGGCACUUGAAAAUCCGGACGGAGGCCAAGAAAGCGAAGCAUUUUAUGUUCGAUGACGACGGUAAUAUGUUCGAAAAGCAGGAGCAGGAAGAAGAAGUGACGUACAACCAUAAUAUAUUUUCCGAAAGUUCGGACAACGAACUGAGCUCAUGCGAAGAGGAAGUGCCGACUGGUGAAAUAUCGAUUUCACCGACGGUCGAAGACAAAACCGAAGAGGUGCAAAUAACGAAACGAAAAAGACGGAAAAGAAAGCAGCCUCUACUGCCGCAGGAAAUCAAAAAUAACGCCAAGCUGAGGAAGUAUUGGCAGAGGAGAUUCAGCUUGUUCAGUAAAUUCGAUUUGGGGAUAAAAUUGGACGAAGAGAGCUGGUAUUCCGUAACACCAGAACAAGUUGCCAAGCAUGCAGCUGAGCGAUGCGAAUGUGAUCUAAUCAUUGAUGCAUUUUGUGGGGCAGGCGGCAAUACCAUUCAAUUUGCUUUGAAGUGUCGAAAAGUGAUAGCGAUCGACAUCGAUCCCAAGAAAAUUGAACUGGCCGAAAACAACGCCAAAGUGUAUGGUGUGUAUGACAAGAUUGAAUUCAUAGUGGGCGAUUUUUUGCAAUUGGCUGACAAGCUGAAGGCUGAUGUGGUGUUUUUGAGUCCACCAUGGGGCGGUCCUUCCUACCUGCGCGAAGCCGUCUACGAUUUAGAAACGAUGCUACAACCCGUACCGUUUUCCACGCUUAUUGCUAUGGCUAGAAAAAUCACACCUGACGUGGCAGCUUUCUUGCCGCGAAAUUGCAACACUUUUGCGCUCGCGAAAGAAGCGGGACCCGGCGGCAAAGUGGAGAUCGAACAGAAUUUCAUUAAUAAAAAAUUAGUAGCAGUUACGGCUUACUAUAACAAUUUGAUUACAGAAAAAUAACGACGUUUUCCUAUAUAUUUAAGAUUAAAAUUUUAAACGAUACGUUAUUUCGUAUUUUUUUAUGUUAAGAAAUAAAAAAUAAGUGUCCUUUUUACUUUCUUUGUUUUUCCACGUUUUUUUUAUUAUAGGUAACCAAUAAACAAAUUACAAAGUUAUUUUUGUUUUUCUUUCAUUAAGUUGGUGGACAAAAAAGGAAACCAGAACAAGUCUAGAGAAUUUUGUGACCCAAUUAGCUAAAUAUAAAAAAGAUAAACCUCCAAUAUCACGUUCCUAAAAUUACCUGGCAUGUCCUCAAUCAAUUUCUAGAAAAUCUAUAUAUCCUACAUACCCACUCCUUGAUGCCAAAAAUGGUUUUGUCAAAUUUAAAAAUAUGUAGAUUAUCUAGGAAUACAUUUUUACCUUAAAAAUGCCAAUAAGGAUAUUUUAUACAAAUUUUAUUAACUAUCUACAAUGUCUAAAACUAAACACUAUAAUCUACUUUUGGAAUGGAUAAUAAUCCAAUCCUGUGUUAUAUUUAAAUUUGGGUUUGUCAGACCUCCUGGCUUGUUGAAUCAGUUCUUGCACAUCUUUUCGGUAAGGUGGAGGAAGGCAUUCUUCAUGUAAUGUACAUUCAAACGUUUCUGGCACAUUUUUCUUGAAUAUUCUCCUUCGGAUUACAUCUACGUCUCUAUUGUAUUCAUCAAGGAUAUCCUCUAUCUUGGCUGGAGGGAU